AUGAUUGCUAAACCCAGCUCUGAUGUUGACAUCUUUUAUAAUCGUAGGCACCGGGUUUCCCAUAACGCCCACCUUUCUCCGCCGGAUGGAGCGGGGCAGGCCUGCUCAGGUCAGCUAACAGGUGCCUCCGCAAGAUUAAUAUUCACGUUGCCAACCAGUACAGUAGCUACAGCAUCCAGUGAGCUAGAGGAGCCAAACUCAGGAAUGGAAGAAGAUGACAUGGUAAAUGGAGACUUAGGAGAUGGCCUUGGAAGGAGGCCCGGCGGCCUCUAUGAAAUGGGUUCUUUGAGUGUUCGUGCAUUUAAAUCAAGAAAAGGAUCAAAUGGCAGAGACUCGCGGCCUCCCCAGAUUUCAAGGCUGGUGGAAGAAAAUGGUGAUGCCGUUUCUCGCUCUUCAGCGUGCAGUAACCUGUAUGAAACGUUAUCCCAAAGGCAAGGACAAAGCACAGUUGCUGAUUACAGCUGGAAAAAUGGCUCUGUCCUUGUAGGUUCUAAUUCUGAAUUGUCUAAUGAAGAAUUAAGGCAACACCUUUGUGAAGUUCUUGUGGAGGUAGAGACUCUAAGAAUUGAACUUGAGGCAUCUCAAAGACAGCUCAAAGGGAAGGAGGAAGCAUUAAAAAUUCUUCAAAACUUGGCAGUAUUUGGCAAAGCCACCAGCCAUACCAAGGAGAUGCUCCAAAAAACUGAGGAACAAAAAAGGUUUUUGGAAAAGGAAAUAAAUGCUUUGCAGUGGGAAAUAGAAUUUGAUCAGGAUAGAUUUAAAAACAUAGAAGAAUCUUGGAUCCAAAAAUACGACAGAAUAUACUGUGAAAACAUGGUCCUCAAAGAAACUGUGAAAUUGCGAACAGAAGAACUUAAAACUCUUAAAUCUGAAAAUGCAACUUUAAGUCAGCAGUGCCUGGAGUUGCUUGCCAUGCUUGAUGAAAAACAACAGAAAAUAGCUCAGGAAUCCAUGUGUCUUAGUGCAAGUGGCCUUACGGAGGUUACAGGUUUUGAACUGGCUGUCCUUGGAGCCUGCACCUGUACCAGGCUUGAUGGACAACCGUGUUCCUGUGCUAAAAUGGCGGCCGCCACCCGCAAACAGCUGCUUCAUCUCAAACAAGAGGUGGAGUAUGUAAAGAAGAGUAAAGAAGAAGCAUAUAUAAUGGCAGACGCAUUCAGGAUUGCAUUCGAGCAACAACUAAUGAGAAAAAAUGACCAGAUCCUGAGAUUGACACAAGUGGAUAAGAUUUAUAAAAAAAGAUCUAAGCAAACAAACAGGAACCGCCAGGAAGAGGAUGGAACUGGGUUACAAAGGAAUAAGAAGAGCCUAGGACAGAAGCUGAGGGGCAUGCUUAUUUCAGGAUCUGAUUGCAGGAAAAUGGAAGAAUUGGAUAAUCCUCAGGAAAUCCUUAAAGUGCUAAUAGAUAUGUUGAAUGAUAAAGAGGAAGCUCUGGCUCAUCAAAGAAAGGUUAGUUAUAUGCUUGCUCGGGCAGUGGAAGAAAAAGAAGAAAUUAUGAAGCGAAACAAAGACCGCAGGCCAUCAGAAGAGGAUUUCACAUCUCGGAUUCACUGGCAUAAAACUUUGAAGUCUCAUGAUUCGCUUAAUCCUAUGUGUUCAUAUUUCCAGACUUGUCGUUCUGGGAGUUGUAUUUGCUCAAUCCAGAAGUCUGAAAUGCCUCAGAGUACCUCAAGAGCACUUAAAAAAUCACAUUCUUUACCAUCAAGGAUCAUGCAGUGUGAAGAAAAUGCUGGACGAGAAACAGGUCAAACCAGAAUUAGUUGUCGUUCACCUCAAAUCAAAAAAUCGGAAUCCGUGAGUGCUUCAGUUUAAGUUGUAGACUGCAGACAUUUCCAGGGCAUUCUUAAUGUAAAAGCAAAAGUCGGAUCAUCUAACUUCCCUGAACAAUUUAAUAUACUUUGUAAAAUACAAAUCGAUUGAAACAUUUUGUUUUAAAAUGCUUUUUAGUAUAUAUUAAUAUAAACCUUUCAUUUGUACCAAAAGCUAUAUAUCUAAAAUGACUUAGGGAGAACGCUGGAUAAGAGUAACUACUGAAAUAUACAGAUUGAAGGGUGAAUUGGGAAGGAUAAAAUGGAAUCAUUGAGAAUAUUUUACCUUAAAGGAUAAGGUAAGGGUAAGGGUAAGGUAAUACCCAAUAAAAGAAAGAAAGAGCGUU
Messenger RNA from Tachyglossus aculeatus (Australian echidna), 2155 nucleotides. It is a transcript of the gene CCDC125, whose product is annotated as coiled-coil domain containing 125. Bases 1 to 1812 code for a protein of 603 amino acids. The transcript has 13 exons. The record is from RefSeq and is a predicted model, not a curated record. Gene Ontology annotation, cellular component: cytoplasm. Lineage: Eukaryota; Metazoa; Chordata; Mammalia; Monotremata; Tachyglossidae. Gene Ontology annotation, biological process: negative regulation of Rho protein signal transduction; negative regulation of cell motility.